Molecule: messenger RNA, 1194 nt
Organism: Aegilops tauschii subsp. strangulata
Lineage: Eukaryota; Viridiplantae; Streptophyta; Magnoliopsida; Poales; Poaceae
Source: RefSeq, a predicted model, not a curated record
AUGAUCCCGUGCAGGCGCCGCGCAAACCGGCCGCGGCGCCCUGGCGAUCUCCCACGAACCUGCGCGACAAGAGACUGGGCGGGCCUCGGGGACGGGCCGGCCGGCCUGAUCGCCGAGCUCGCCCUCGCCAGCGACGUGGCCGACUACAUCCGCUUCCGCACCGUGUGCCAACCGUGGCGGCGGUGCUCGCCGGACCCGCGCGCCAGCGGCUUGGACGUCCGUUUCCUGCCCCGCCAGUGGAUCAUGCUAGACAAGGCACCUGCCGCUGCCGGCCCCCGUCGCCAUCGCUUUCUCAACUUGUCCACCGGCGAGUGCAUCCGAAUGGACCUCCCGCAGCUCGCCCAGCAUACGCUGCUCACGCUCACCCCCGAGGGCCUCCUCCUGCUGCUCGCCGAGCCAACCCUGGUGGUUCGCUUGCUUAACCCGCUCACGCACCAGCUUAUCAAUCUCCCGCCAAUGACCGCGCUUCUGAGCCCUGAGGAUCAUCGAGCUUGGCACCUCGGCUUUGAGAUAGGAAUGAAAGGAUGUUUUAGGGUGUCUAGCGUGGGCCUUGUCGCCGACGCCUCCACGGUGUCGGUGGCAGUCAGCUUCUACAGUCCCAUGGUGCUCGCCGUUGCUAAGCCCGGCGACGAGAGCUGGACCGUGGUCGACAAAAAUUACAUAUGUUCGACUCUGUCUUUCGGAGGCCGCGUCUACUCUGUCCCCUGCGGGGUGGUCAUGGUGCUGAAGAUGGGCUCAGAAGGCCAGCAGCCGCCACGACUCGAGACGGUCGUUGACUGGAGCGAGCUGUUCCACUUCUGCCCAAUGGCGCAUAGCCUUCACCUCGUAGACAAUGGCGGGGAUCUGUUGAUGGUGCACCGGGCGCUACGAUUCAAGGACGAUGAGUUUCACAGGGAGUACAAUGUUUAUAGAGUGGAUCUGGAAGCUGGGGUCCUAGUCCCGACCAAGAGCUUCAACGGGCGCGCCGUGUUCAUGGGCAUGAGCCGUGCGAUCUCCGUAUCAGCUGACGCCGCUUUUCCCUCGCUCACUGCUGAUACUAUCUACCAGGGGCGCGAUUGGGAUGGCCGGGCUCACGAGUACAGCAUUGUGGAUGGAAGCAAAUGCAAUCCGACCCUUGACAGGUCGGUAUGCCCGAGUAGCAUCGUGGACUGUUUGCGUUACUGCAUCCAGGGCGUCCGCGAGGAACUUGUCUGA